AUGACUACUGCUUUACGUUUAGUUGCUGGUAAAGCCUUCCCAAGGUUUGUUACCGCUCCUUCUGCCUUUUUAGUUACAAAAAAGAAUUAUUUCUCUUCCUUUUCUUCCAAAGUACAAUACGCUGCUCAAUUUGACCGUAGUAAGCCUCACGUUAACAUUGGUACCAUUGGUCAUGUUGAUCAUGGUAAAACUACUUUGACUGCUGCCAUCACCAAGACUUUAGCCGACAAAGGUGGUGCUGAUUUCUUAGAUUAUUCUUCUAUUGAUAAGGCACCUGAAGAAAGAGCUAGAGGUAUUACUAUUUCUACUGCUCAUGUCGAAUAUGAAACUGCUAAAAGACAUUAUUCUCACGUUGACUGUCCAGGGCAUGCGGAUUAUAUUAAGAAUAUGAUUACCGGUGCUGCUCAAAUGGAUGGUGCUAUUAUUGUUGUUGCUGCUUCUGAUGGCCAAAUGCCUCAAACUAGAGAACAUUUAUUAUUGGCUAGACAAGUUGGUGUUCAAAAGAUUGUUGUUUUUGUUAACAAGGUCGACACUAUUGAUGAUCCAGAAAUGUUAGAAUUGGUUGAAAUGGAAAUGAGAGAACUAUUGACUCAAUAUGGCUUUGAUGGUGAAAACACUCCAGUUAUUUUUGGUUCUGCUUUAUGUGCCUUGGAAGGUCGUGAACCCGAGAUUGGUGAACAGAGAAUUAUGAAAUUGUUGGAUGCUAUUGAUGAAUACAUUCCAACUCCUGAAAGAGAUUUGGCCAAGCCUUUCUUGAUGCCGAUCGAAGACAUUUUUUCAAUUUCCGGUAGAGGUACUGUUGUCACCGGUAGGGUUGAAAGAGGAGAAUUGAAAAAAAAUGAGGAAGUCGAAAUUGUUGGUUUCAACAAGACUCCAAUCAAGACCAUUGUCACAGGUAUUGAAAUGUUUAGAAAGGAAUUGGAAAAGGCCAUGGCUGGUGAUAAUGCUGGUGUUUUAUUACGUGGUACCAGAAGGGAUGAGCUUAAAAGAGGUAUGGUUCUAUGUAAACCAGGGUCUGUUCAAGCUCAUACCAAAUUUUUAGCUUCUUUGUAUAUUUUGACCAAAGAAGAAGGUGGCAGACACAGUGGAUUUGGUGAAAACUAUAGACCACAGUUGUAUGUUAGAACUGCCGAUGUCACCACUGUUUUGAAAUUUCCAACUGAAGUUGAAGAUCAUUCUAAACAAGUUAUGCCAGGUGAUAAUGUUGAAAUGGAAUGUGAAUUGGUUCACCCAACCCCAAUUGAAGUUGGUCAAAGAUUCAACAUUAGAGAAGGUGGUAAGACUGUUGGUACUGGUUUAGUUACCCGUAUCAUUGAAUAG
Molecule: messenger RNA, 1320 nt
Organism: Saccharomycodes ludwigii
Lineage: Eukaryota; Fungi; Ascomycota; Saccharomycetes; Saccharomycodales; Saccharomycodaceae
Gene: TUF1
Product: translation elongation factor Tu
Exons: 1
Coding region: 1-1320 (439 amino acids)
Biological process (GO): mitochondrial translational elongation
Cellular component (GO): mitochondrion
Molecular function (GO): GTPase activity; GTP binding; translation elongation factor activity
Source: RefSeq, a predicted model, not a curated record